This is a messenger RNA of Ostreobium quekettii, 1176 nucleotides long. The record is from the annotation of a GenBank genome assembly. NCBI's taxonomy places the organism in Eukaryota, Viridiplantae, Chlorophyta, Ulvophyceae, Bryopsidales, Ostreobiaceae.
AUGGCUUCGGUUUUCUGCGACUCGCCCCACAGCGACCAAACGGAGCACAGGUGCGAAGAGCCCAGCGUGCUCGCAGAGCUGGGCUUCGACGAGGCCAACCCGUUGGCGCAGCCCCAAUUGGAGCCCAUGGAUACCGAGCCAACAGAUUUCGAGCUGAGUCAACAGGCAUUCUGCCACGUGCAAGCAACUGCGGGGAUGGCGGACGACAGGCAUGCAAACCCCCUGGAAUUCGCCGAGAGGGUCGACCAGGCGCAAAACGGCGACGGCGCUCCAGAGCACGAACUCCAGCGCUGUUUGCGGACAGGGCCUCCGCAGAGGGCGCAGGGUUGCUGCGACUUCGCCGCCGCUGCCACCGACCCAGAAGUUGAACAAAUCGGCGAAAUUGUUCAGUACGAGGAAGUUGAGGAAGGGUCUGCGGGGUGGGAUGAACGCGCGGAAUAUGCGCGGUGCUCCGCGGAUCAAGCGCAGAUCCUCAGCUCGAAUGUCCUGGAGACGCGGGGCGGGGAAGCUCACAAUGCCGUUCGGGAAGCCCGCGGGGAUGCCGCGGACCAAUUGGGAACGCCACCACCGGGUGCCCAAUUGGCGGCCACAUCGCAGCAACCGGUGGCCAUUGGGCUCCUCAAACAGGGGUUGCCGGGUGGAGAAGCCAGGCCCUCGAGGGGGGCCGUCGACCUGUGCGUUUGGAAGUGCUUUCUGGACCCCGUUGCCGUCUGGGACGCGCUGGCCGACGUCUCCCGACGCCCGCGGGGCCGCGUGGCGAAGGGCUUUCCCAUGGUGGCGCCCGCGGCGGGAUUCUUCUACGGCCCGACGGAGGGGUGCCUGAACGGCGCUGGCAGCAAGCCCGGCGGCUGGAAGAGCGGCAGCGUUAAGCCGGCCGACGGCGGCAGGGGAAUCGUUAUCAUAAACUUGCGGCACAGCGGCUACCGGUGGGAUCGCCGGGGUCGCGCCGUGCUGGGCUCUGAGUUCGCACCGACGGCGGAGGCGAUGCGCAUGCAGAAGGUGAUGAGGGUGAGUAAGAGCGCGCCCGGGGGCGAGGAGGGGUGGGAGCGGGCCACCGUGCGCGCACCGGGCUGGGCGAGCACGGACGUCGAGAGGAGGGAAGGCGUGGAAGUUUACUACGACGCCAGGGUGUGCCUUUUCGUUUUCAGGGACAUCUUCUACAAAGGCUUCGAGUGA